CCCCAACUCCCUCUCACAUCCCCAUUCCCAAUCCAAACCCUCAACCCCACAUCUCUCUCUCUCUCAAUUCAAUUCAAAUCAAUGGCGAAGUACGGCGAGGGCGACAAGCGGUGGAUCGUGGAAGACAGACCCGACGGAGCGAACGUCCACAACUGGCACUGGGCGGAGACCGAUUGCCUGGGCUGGUCACGUGACCUCCUCACCAAGCUCCUCUCCAACCUCACCAUCCUCGACGGCGAAGGCGACCUCUUCAUCAAGACCAACAAGGUCGACAAGGUCGAAGGCGACGCCUACGUCAACAUUCGCAAGGGCAAGAUCAUCCCCGGCUACGAAAUCAGCCUCAGUCUCUCAUGGGAGGGCGAGGCCAGAGACUCCGACGGCAAAUCGCUGCUCAAGGUCGACGGCGCCGUCGAGAUUCCCUACAUCGCCGACGAGAAUGCCGACGAGGACCCCGAGGUUAGGGUCUCGGUGAAGGACGAGGGCCCCAUUGGGAGGAGGAUUAAGGAGGCUAUGGUGGCGAAGGGGAAGCCUGUGAUUUUGGACAAGGUUAGGGUUUAUGUGCAGAGUAUGGCGCAGGGUGGGCCGGCCAAGGAUGAGGCCGAGGCCAAGAAGAUUGCGCCGAAGACUAAUAAUAAUUCGACGAGUUCCGGGGCGGCGGUGAAGAAGGAGGUGGUGGUGGAGAAGAAGGAGGUGAAGAAGAAGGAGAGCAAGAAAGGGUUUAAGACGAUUAGUAUGACUGAGAAGUUUAGCUGCAGGGCGAGUAAUUUGUAUGAGAUUUUGAUGGAUGAGAAUAGAUGGAAGGGGUUUACUCAGAGCAAUGCUAAGAUAAGUAAAGAGGUUGGAGGAGAGUUUAGUAUUUUUGAUGGGUCGGUGACGGGUAGGAAUUUGGAGCUGCAGAAUGGCAAGUUGAUUGUGCAGAAUUGGAGAUUUGGGAGCUGGCCUGAUGGGAUUGAGUCGAAGGUGACACUUACAUUUGAUGAGCCUGAACCUGGUCUAACAGUUGUCAAACUAACCCAUGUGGAUGUUCCUGAGGAAGACAGAUACGGGAAUGCCACUGUGGUAGAGAAUACUGAGAGAGGAUGGCGGGAUCUUAUCUUUCAGAGGAUAAGGGCAGUUUUUGGUUUUGGAAUUUGAGAUUUAUGACUAGUCUCUUCUUUUCAAUUCUAGAAUUUGGUUGUUUUUGGAAGCAUGAAUUCAGUGUUGAGUUUAGAAUUCACUGUGCCUAAUGCUGGUCUAAUGUGUGUGCUGUCAUUGAUAAGCUGGGGUCAGUGUUGCUGGAUUGUCAUUUAAAUGAAUUGUCAUUCCUCUCAAAUUUUCAAGAACUACAAAUCAUCCUGGGUUUUUAUAAGAAAUGAAAAAUAUUUGGCAUUUUAUCAUUGUUCGUA
Rosa chinensis is the source of this 1385-nucleotide messenger RNA. RefSeq names its product activator of 90 kDa heat shock protein ATPase homolog. The transcript has 3 exons. Gene Ontology annotation, molecular function: protein-folding chaperone binding; ATPase activator activity. The coding region runs from base 82 to 1134 and encodes 350 amino acids. NCBI's taxonomy places the organism in Eukaryota, Viridiplantae, Streptophyta, Magnoliopsida, Rosales, Rosaceae. The record is from RefSeq and is a predicted model, not a curated record. Gene Ontology annotation, cellular component: cytosol. Gene Ontology annotation, biological process: protein folding; positive regulation of ATP-dependent activity.